GCCAUGGGGACGAGCACUAGCGGCACCUGGCUUGGGCGCCUGGAGACCGCGCCUUCUCCGGGAGGUACCGCUCCCCGGCCCUAGCCAUGGCACAAGAGACUGAAAACUACGACCCCAUCGGAUCGAUCCUAAUCCAGGUCCAUGAAGACCUUUAUCAGUUAAAGGAGAAAUUAACAAAUUUCCCGCUUGAGGAAAAGGGAGAGACUCUAGACAUUCGGAAUCUUGAAACCGCAAUCAAAAGGACUGAAAUGGGGUUAAAAACUCACAUCGAGAAGUAUUUAAAUGUUGUAAACCAUCAUGUGUUAACGACUCCUAUUAAUGAUGAUAAUUUAUAUUCUCCUCAUGCUUCCAAAUGGUUGCUUCCAGCUGUAAUUGAUCAGAAAUCAUUUAUUUUCCCUCUAGAAUCUGAGGGUAAACUUUGGCAACCCCAAAGACAGCACAGUACAUUUCCACAAGCCUUUCCAAGAAAAAAGCGAAAGAUAGGGUUGAAUGUAAAAAUCAUGCACGAUCCUGAAAACAUCCACCACAGAGGUGCUAUAAAUUCGACCUAUGGAAUCAGUUUGCCAUACAUUAAUCAGAGAAAAGCAUGUGAUGAGUGCUUUGGGGAUUGUGCCCAAGUACUUUGA
Lynx canadensis (Canada lynx) is the source of this 626-nucleotide messenger RNA. Its product is annotated as IQ domain-containing protein H-like. Bases 87 to 626 code for a protein of 179 amino acids. Lineage: Eukaryota; Metazoa; Chordata; Mammalia; Carnivora; Felidae. The transcript has 6 exons. The record is from RefSeq and is a predicted model, not a curated record.